UAGGCUUGAGAAAUACCUAGAAAAACUGAGUAAACUCCCAAAAUUGGCCCAAGCCACCACCUUAAAUACCAUCUUCAGGUAAGAAGUGGGUAGGAGCCAGUUAUGAGAGGUUACCAGGAAAAGGAACAACGAGGGUAAGGUUGUUAUACAGAAUUAAGUCUAGUGCCUCCUCAUUGAUGAGAUACUCUGGUGAUUUAGUCAUCCUUCUCUUCCCGGUACAGAGAAAAAGACACAAAUUAAAAUUCCCUUUAUAAAUGUAAAUGACCCUGACAAAAGAGUAAAUUGUACUCUGUUUUUAGAAAUGUUUUUGUGUAUGGUGUUUUUAAAAAAAUAAUCAGCUCAAAAAUAGUCCUUCUGCCAAAGAAGCAUAUGGGAGUGGGGGAAUGGGGAGUCAUAUUCUGGUACCCUUAGCAACUAACAGUCACUUCCUCCUGAAUGAGAAAGUACAGUAUUUGCCAUAAAUACUGUAUAAGCCUCCACUAAAAUUCUCAGCCGAAGAAAUAAACAGCCUCAGAUGCAAAGAGCAAAGGGAGCAAAACAAUCCAGAGUUUAAAAGCGAACCUCUUUACUAGCUUCGCUCUCCCACAUAGUCAUUGGAUCACUGCCGAGAGGGGCGGAGCCAAAGGGGCGCUGUCAGUGACUCUUUUCCCGCCUGCGCUUUCAGUUCUCAACGAGGUCCGACUAUAGCUUAUAAUUGCUCUUGACCAAGUAGUAGCCUAUUGCAUUCUGUACGUUUGCGAUAAUUUAGGUAAUCAUGUCUGGACGCGGCAAAGGCGGCAAGGGUCUGGGUAAGGGAGGUGCUAAGCGCCACCGCAAGGUUCUGCGCGACAACAUCCAGGGCAUCACCAAGCCAGCUAUCCGCCGCCUGGCCCGGCGUGGCGGGGUGAAGCGCAUUUCCGGCCUCAUCUACGAAGAGACCCGCGGGGUGCUGAAAGUGUUUCUGGAGAACGUGAUCCGGGAUGCCGUCACCUACACAGAGCACGCCAAGCGCAAGACUGUCACCGCCAUGGACGUGGUCUACGCGCUCAAGCGCCAGGGACGCACUCUCUACGGCUUCGGCGGCUGAAGUCUCGUUCUAUAUAUUUUUUAAAGGCCCUUUUUAGGGCCGCCCACCUCCGCUCAGGAAGAGCUGUACGCGACUUCCGUGUUCAAAAAGCAUCUGUUGGAAAAAAAAGUGGUUCUGUUUUAAGGGUAAAUUAGCCUUAACUACAGGCCAAACGGUUCGCUUUCACUGCCGGUCUCCAUCAGCCAAUCUUCGGGCACCUGCUAAGAGUAGCGGUACCCUCGCCUAAUCAGGCUGCAAGGGCUCGCUUGUGGGUGGGGCUAACGCUGGACUAAGGAAAGCUAAUGAGAGAGGGGUCUGGAAGUCCCGGUAACCUCGAUGAAGGACUUACGGCCCGGCGUCCCCAGCUUUUUCUAGCAGGAGGGAUCCUGCCUACCCCACAUCGUCUGUAAAAGGAGCAUCAAUUGCCAGCCGGAGUUUCGUCGAGGAGGAAGUUUCUUUCCUGGGAAGC
Messenger RNA from Kogia breviceps (pygmy sperm whale), 1514 nucleotides. The record is from RefSeq and is a predicted model, not a curated record. Lineage: Eukaryota; Metazoa; Chordata; Mammalia; Artiodactyla; Physeteridae.